CUUCAAGUAAAACAUAAUGUUGUGUUCGAUUUAUUUUUCACUAUUUUGCUUUCUUAACAGUGAUUUGUGAAAAUUUUCAAAUCUGGUUUUGUGCAUGAGAUGAAAAAAAAACAACAAAAAUAAUAAUUAUCAAAAUAAACACACGAUUUUCCCUUUUCCACUUGAAAACACCAAUAAAUGUUGUUAAGAUUGGGUGCAAAGUGUAAGUGAUGGGUGGUAGACCCACAGAAGCAACCGGAUACGCCCAAAAAUAUCAAAUAAAUAAACCAACUGGAAACUCAUCGACAAAAAAGUCUUAAAAUCAAAUUGGAAAAUUGUUUAUUAAACAACAAAAACCGCCAAUCAAAGACAAAUACUGUGUGCAUGUGAGCAUUUCAAGUGCAUUAAUUCAAUUAAAGCUCAAAAUUUUGAUUUAAAGUAAAGUGAAAAGGAUUUUUUUUCGGCUACCGAAAGUGAAGUGUGAGAAAAGAAAGAAAAAAAAGACGUGCGGGGGGAAAACAAUUGAAAGACAGAAAGCUUUAGCCAAUAAAAAGCCCCAAUAUGAAUAAAUGGAGAGACGCAUAAUGUGAAAAAAAAGGAAUUGAAAAGAGAAAAAGAAAAAAAUUAGGUUAAGAAUCUUAAUUCGUUAGAUUCUUAAUUCUGCAUUUGUGAAAUCAUAGAAAACAAAUCGUGAACAGCGUUUGUGUUCUUUAUCAUAUUGAAAGCUUUUCUUAAUAAAAUAAAACAUCGAACAGGGUAAAAAUCAAAGGCUUCAACCUUUUUCAAUUUCUUGCCUUAUUGCAUCGCGCAAUUUGGCAUGGGCGAUCGCAAAGUAAUCAACAAUAACCGCGGGCCAGAAUGAAGGAGAUGGUCGGUGGAUGUUGCGUAUGUUCCGACGAAAGGGGCUGGCCUGAAAAUCCCCUCGUCUAUUGUGAUGGUCAAAAUUGUAUGGUUGCGGUUCAUCAGGCAUGUUAUGGAAUUGUAACAGUGCCGACAGGACCUUGGUAUUGUCGUAAAUGUGAAUCACAAGAGCGCUCAGCAAGAGUGCGAUGUGAGCUUUGUCCGUCGCGCAAUGGUGCACUUAAAAAGACGGACAAUCAAGGAUGGGCACACGUCGUGUGUGCUUUGUACAUUCCCGAAGUUCGAUUUGGCAACGUAUCGACAAUGGAGCCGAUCAUUCUUCAACUUAUACCACCCGAACGGUAUAACAAAUCAUGUUACAUUUGUGCAGAAAUUGGAAAGGGUUCGAAAGCAACAGCUGGUGCUUGUAUGCAAUGCAACAAAUCAGGUUGCAAACAACAAUUUCAUGUAACAUGUGCACAACAAUUAGGAUUAUUAUGUGAAGAAGCUGGAAAUUAUUUGGAUAAUGUCAAGUAUUGCGGUUACUGUCAACAUCAUUACAGUAAAUUGAAGAAAGGAGGAAAUGUUAAGCCGAUUCCACCUUAUAAGCCUAUAACGCAUGAGACAAACUCAAGUGAUUCACCAUCAUCACCAGAGAAAGACGCUGAUGUGUCUCAUCAAUCGUCGCGUUCUCAAUCAAGUCGACCUAUCGAUCCACUCGCUACAACUUCAUUAUCGACAUCAUCUUCAUCUUCCAGCAGUAAACAAAAAAAAUCGAGCAGCAGUAGCAGUAGCAGCAGUGCAACAAAAAACUUGUCAAGCUCAAACACUCAAAUUCCUUAUUCAAGUAAUUCGAAUCAAUUAUCGAAUGUCAUCUCGACAAGUGGCAGCUCGUCAUCUCGCAAUUCAUCUUCCUCGAAAGACAAAGAGAAGGAUAAAGAUAGUAAACAUAGUUCGAGUAGCAGUGGUGGCAGCAACAGCAGUAAAAGUGUAAAUAAAAUCUCAUCUAGUACAAAUAAUAAGCAUGAUAAAGAUCCAUCGUCAUACUCAUCAUCAUCGUACUCUACAUCGGGCUCAUCGUCCCGCGAUAAGAACAAAUCAUCGUCUUCGUCGACAUCCAAAAGUAGUAGUCAGAAUGUAAGCAAUAAGGAUGACGGCGUUACCGGCAAUAGUCAUAAUUCUAAAACUUCAUCACAACCCUCGUCAUCAUCAGCAACAACGAUUCGAAUAACCACUUCAAGUGCAACACCAACUUCACCCGUAUCUACAAUCAUUCAUAAACACGAUGGCAACAGUAGCAGUUCAUCGAAAGAUAACAACGUUGUACAAACAUCAACUAAUGCCGCUAUAAUGACAUCGCAAGUACAACAAAAUCAAAAUUCUUUAAAAUCAAGUGAUGAUGAUGUAAAGACGAGUAGUUGGCAUCAUCAUAACAAUAUGGGAGGAUCAAAGAUGACAAAUUAUCCAUCAGGAAGUUCAAUUGUGAAUUCUGAUGGUGUAAAUGACAACAGUAAUGAUGCAAAUAAAGCAAAUUACAAUGCCAUGACGAAAAAGAGAAAAGCGAUGCAUCAAGCGAACUCAUCGAGUCGAAAUAGUGCCGAUGAGAAUAUAAGCAAAGAUGUGUGUAAAGAUUUAAGUGUCAAAGUCGUGCCCCUUGAAAAGUUGGAUCCAUCUGUCAGCAGUGAAUUUGAGCGGCAUUAUAAGAAGGCACGAACUGAUUUGAAUUCUCAGUCAACUCCAGUUCCAACAUCAUCACCACAAGAGCCAACAAACAUUCAAAACAUCAAUCCAAAUGUCAUACAACAUUCAACAGGCUCAACAACUGUGACAAGCGCUUCAUCUCAUACUUCUGCUCCGCCAUCAACAACAACAUCGCCGGCAUCUGGAAGUGGAGGAUCGUCAAAUAAAUCGCAAGUUAUAACACAAAAUCUUCAUGUGAAAGUGAGCGGUGGAGUUGUGAAGGAUGAACGUCAGCAGCAGCCGGAAAGUCUUGUUGUGUCAGUUCCAUUAUCGUCAGCUACAACAGUACCUGGUAUUCAAUUGCCAACAACAAAUAGCAGUAAUAACAGUAGUAGUAAUCAUUCAAUAGUCUCAACAAUUGUCAACACAAAUCAAGUUCCAUCGUCGCAAACCCCGUCAGCACCUUCAAUGUCAUCAUCGUCUGGCCCGCCACUUGGUAGUUUGUAUCAGCAUUUAACAAAUAAUCAAUCAGGAAAUCAACGAGCAAGUCCGUUAAUUCAACAAACUAUGGGAAGAGCGUCACCGAUAACACCAACGCCGAAUCUUUUGGCAACUGACGGUCACGGUUCAAGCAAUCACACAAGCGUACUUCAAAACAUGAACACAGGAACCGGCGGUGUUAUCUCAUCAGCAGCCUUUCAGAGUUCCAACACGAGCAUAACCGAAACAAGUUCAACAGGAAUGUUAAAAGUGACAUAUGAAAAGCAGACGCCAUCAAGAAUUCAAGCGAUUCAACAAGAAGAGACAAGUCGUAGAUCGAGAUCGCAAACAAAUGAUGGCAAGAAAGGCAAAAAGCGCACAACCACUGAAUCAUCUUCAAGUCGCAUAAAUCACUCAAUUAGUAAUAAUAGUAAAGGGACGAUCGCGUCCAAUCACGCACGAAAUCAUAAGUCGAAUAAAAUUAACACUAAAAAUAAAGUUGAUUUGAGUAAUGAUGAUGAUAAUAUUGGUGCCGGUAGUCUUUUGAUCGGUAGUGGUUCAGCUUCUAAUGUGCACUCAAGCACCAGCAACAACACACACACGACAUCAACAUCAACGACACAAUCGGCGAUUGUAAAACUUUCACCUGCACCGUCAUCGACGGGUAGUGCACGAACUUCAUCGCCGAUAGUUAAUGUUACGAUUAUGAAGAAAUAUCGAGAUGAACCAUCUACUUCCAGAACACCCGAUAUGCCAUAUCAUGGAAGUCUUCCAACAGCUGGUGGCUUAAAAUUCGGUUACGAGCAACAACAGCCGGCUGGAUUGGUGAUCAACACAAACACAACACCAGCAAUGCAACAUGCAUUGAAAGAAUCACCACCAAGUUCACCGGGAUCGGAAGCAAGUGCAAAGAAGCGAAGAAAAGCUGGAAGUGGAAAUUCUCAUAUUAGUCAACCAUCACCUGUCAGUUACAUGCAUUCCGAAUCUCUUAAAGAGAAGGAAUCAAAAACCAUACUUCAGAAUGGUGCAAUUCCACUUUCGACGCAUCAUAUGCUUGGCAAUCAAUUGAAUCCGAGCAGUAGUGUUGCUAAGAACAUGACAGAGACGUUGAAUAUGGAGAUUGAAGCGCACAGUAUUUAUUCGCAUGAUCCGCCUGUGAAUCUCGUUGGUCCGCAAUAUCCUGGAAGAAAGGAAUCGAAUAAACUUUCAUCGUCAACCUCGUCGUCAUCAACCACAACAUCAUCUGGACCAGCUUCGCUCACUUCAAUGCUUAGUGGAGCUUCGUCAUCAAAUGGCGCACCACAAAGUCUUGAACAACUUCUUGAACGACAAUGGGAGCAAGGAUCACAAUUUCUUAUGGAACAAGCUCAGCAUUUUGACAUCGCUUCACUUCUUUCGUGCUUACAUCAGUUAAAAAUUGAAAAUUCUCGUCUUGAAGAUCACAUAAAUGGUCUCGUUUCACGACGCGAUCAUCUUCUUGCUGUUAAUGCUCGUUUGGCAAUUCCACUUGGUCAACAAAGUUCAACGAAUCAAGCAACACAUCUGAAUAAUGGUCCUUUAGAGACUUCACCUACUACGCAACAACCGCCACAACCUUCACAACAACAACAACAACAACAACCACCUCCACCUGUGACCAUAAGUAACAAGCGACCUGCUCCAAUAAAUCCGGUUAACACGAUUCAAGUGCCACCAAUUGAGAAUGGACUCGACUAUCGAGGACAUCAUCCUAUGAAUUCAACUCAUCAACAACAAUCGUCAUCGGUUCAACAGCAGCAACAGCAAAGCAGCAAUAUAAGACAUUCACCAGCCAUUUUAAAAGGUAAUACAACAACGCAAGUGGUGACAAUUGAUGCCGUUAAUCUCAAUCAUCCGCAACAACAACAACAUUCACAUCAAUUUCAACAACAAAAUGCUCAAUUUCAACAAAUUUAUCAGCAACAAAGUCAUGUGAAUUCAGUACGAAAUCGACAAGGAAAUUCAUUUCAAUCACAAUCAGCACCGGUUGGUUACACGACUGUACAUAAAACCAAAAAUUAGCAGAAUGUGAGUUGUUGGGGUAGACAUUUAAGAUGAAAUAUAAGAAAGAAAACAAAGGAAAGAAAAAGUGUAAAUAGGGUUAAAGAAACGGUUUUCAUCCUGGUUUAAAGUUUUUCGAAAAUGUCCGAGAUUUUCCGAAAUCAGCAAAGUCCGUGUUGGGAAUCAGCAUAACCCGGACAAGAAUAAUAUGAGAAACUUUACAACUUUUUGCGUCAUUACACAUUGAUUUCUCGUCUCUUAACUGGAUGAAGUAGUAAAUAAUGAAUACAAAACGAUAAUUCAUCAUUUUCUACUUCAUUCAUUUAAUUAUCUGCACAUUUUGUGUUCUGCCUUUCCACAAGACAUUUUUUGUUUCUUUUAGUUCGAAUUUCAUUCUUAAGACUGCCAAUUCUAUUAAAUAAUAAUAUUGUAAAGAUAAAAACAAAACCGUUAAUGCCAAAUUCAAAGACUUAACAUUACGACACACAACAAAAAGGAAGAAAAUUUCAUUUUUGUUUUCAUAAUUUUACGGUUAUGUUUAUAAAUAUCACAAGAUGAUCAGUUUGAGUAAUUUUUUUUGUUGAAAAGAAAGUCAAUCGAAUUGUAUGAAAAAAGAAAGAAAAUCGUUCUGAGUUCGAGUACAAAAAAAAUUACGCAAUGUGAUCUCAUAAAAAUAUUUGUCGUACCAAAAGAAUGAGAAUUAUUGAGAUUAACGGCUAAACCGGGAAAAAAAGUAUAAAAAUUAGCCACAUCUUGGCCAUAAAUUACAGAGCAACACAACAUAAAGCAGGAAGUGGCAAAUCGAACAAAGUGAAAAAGGGAAUGAAAAUUAUAAAAAGUAUCUUAAUGCGAGUAAAAUUUGAUGAUCAACUAUUUAUCGCUACUAUUUAAAAAAAGUUUCCUGUAAAAAAUAAUGAAAAACUUAGUUUAACAGAAUUUUUUCCUCAAUUUUUUAAACAUUUUUGCAUAGAUGAAAACUUUUCUUGUGAAUCGAAGGAAAGAGAUUGAAGACAUGAAAAAGAAAUGUCUUAAAAUUUUUUAAGGGCUUUAGUCGCAUGAAUAAUGAAACUUUUAAGGGAAACUAUUUAAUUUUAAUUAGCGAAAAUUUACACAUAAAUACGUGAAAUAAGAAAUAAAAGCAAAAACAUAAAAUAAAAAUUAAAUAUUAAAGUUUAGUUGCUGUUUCGUUUAAGGUGAAAGUUUUAAAGGCUUUAAAGAUUGUGACAGUUUCAAUCUUUUAAUCCUUUCAAGACGCUCAUGUAAUGUCCCAAUAUGUGAAUGUAUAAUUUAGUCGUUAAUGCAAGUAAUUUAAAGGAUGUAAAAUUAGUUUAGAGGAAUGUGACAUAAGUAAAGAAAAGAGGAAGAGUUUUAGUGAAUAAUAAUCAGCAAUCUUGUGUUUUUUAUGGAGAGAAUUCUUUUGUUCCUUUUUUUUUAGAUGUGGCUAAGAAUUGAGGAAGAUUUGGUG
Messenger RNA from Clunio marinus, 6463 nucleotides. NCBI's taxonomy places the organism in Eukaryota, Metazoa, Arthropoda, Insecta, Diptera, Chironomidae. The record is from the annotation of a GenBank genome assembly.